Messenger RNA from Lemur catta (Ring-tailed lemur), 2159 nucleotides. It is a transcript of the gene GLT8D1, whose product is annotated as glycosyltransferase 8 domain containing 1. NCBI's taxonomy places the organism in Eukaryota, Metazoa, Chordata, Mammalia, Primates, Lemuridae. The record is from RefSeq and is a predicted model, not a curated record. The transcript is spliced from 11 exons. Gene Ontology annotation, molecular function: glycosyltransferase activity. Bases 736 to 1851 code for a protein of 371 amino acids. Gene Ontology annotation, cellular component: Golgi apparatus.
GCUGUAGUUCGGCGUGCUGCCCGCGAGGGCUGAGGUGGCGACCGCAGCGACCCGGCCCCGGCAUCGCGCGCCCGUGAAGGUUUCCGCGUCAGUGCUGUUGGGUGCCGGGGGCCGCGGACCCGGCCCAGAAAACUGCCCUCCACAGCGCCUCCGCGGAUUAACGGCCACCGGCGCGCGCUGCGUCUCCAUGGCGACGGCCUUUCUCUGCGAGGACCCCGGCAUAGGGGCUGCCCCGCGGCGCCUGCUUGACGAGGCGAGCUCGCAGCCGGAGCAGCGGGCGGGCUGGGGACUGUAGGACUGCGCUGCUGCCGUGGAGCGAGCGGACAAGUGGGCUCCGCCCCGAGUGAAGGGGUCGCCGGUGGCCUGGCGGCUGUCUGGGCCCCCGGGCCUGCGUCGCGGGCGCUGAGCUGGCAGGGCGGGCCGGGGCGCGGGCGUCGGUGUCGGCAGCUGCAGCUCCUGCUCCGCCUUCAGGGGACCGAGUGUACGGCUGUUACCAAGACCAGGCUCUUGCCUUACUAGAGCCAAGAGUGUGUCAAGGAGACAGCCACAUCACUCCGGAAAUAUAUAACAGCGGAAAAGCCCCGGGCUAGGGAGGUCAAGGAGAUGUGGGAGCUCAGGAGAGGUGCAGCUCAACGUGGCGUUUGGAGGAGGCUGCCUUGACUCCUGAAAACCAAGUAGGAGCUAGCUGAAUGAAGAGGGUUAAUAACUAAUAUUUAUAUAAGACAGAAGAGAAAGAUGUCAUUCCGUAAAGUAAACAUCGUCAUCUUGGUCCUGGCUGUUGCUCUCUUCUUACUGGUUUUGCACCAUAACUUCCUCGGCUUGAGCAGUUUGCUGAGGAAUGAGGUUUCAGAUUCAGAAAUUGUGGGGCUUCAGCCCAUAGACUUUGUUCCAAAUUCUCCCCGACAUGCAGUAGACUGGAGACAAGAGGAGAUUCCUGUGGUCAUUGCUGCAUCUGAAGACAGGCUUGGGGGGGCCAUUGCAGCCAUAAACAGCAUUCAGCAGAAUACUCGUUCCAACGUGAUUUUCUACAUUGUUACACUCAACAAUACAGCAGACCAUCUCCGGUCCUGGCUCAACAGUGAUCCCCUGAAAAGCAUCAGGUACAAAAUUGUGAAUUUUGACACUAAACUUUUGGAAGGGAAAGUAAAGGAGGAUCCUGACCAAGGUGAAUCCAUGAAACCAUUAACCUUUGCAAGGUUCUACUUGCCAAUUCUGGUUCCCAGUGCAAAGAAGGCCAUAUAUAUGGAUGAUGAUGUAAUUGUGCAAGGUGAUAUUCUUGCCCUUUUUAAUACACCACUGAAGCCAGGACAUGCAGCUGCAUUUUCAGAAGAUUGUGAUUCAGCCUCUACUAAAGUUGUUAUCCGUGGAGCAGGGAACCAGUACAAUUAUAUUGGCUAUCUUGACUAUAAAAAGGAAAGAAUUCGUAAGCUUUCCAUGAAAGCCAGCACCUGCUCAUUUAAUCCUGGAGUUUUUGUUGCAAACCUGACAGAAUGGAAACGACAGAAUAUAACCAACCAGCUGGAAAAAUGGAUGAAACUCAAUGUUGAAGAGGGACUGUACAGCAGAACACUGGCUGGGAGCAUCACAACACCUCCUCUACUCAUCGUAUUUUAUCAACAGCACUCCACCAUCGACCCUAUGUGGAAUGUCCGCCACCUUGGUUCCAGUGCUGGAAAACGAUAUUCACCCCAGUUUGUAAAAGCUGCCAAGUUACUGCAUUGGAAUGGACACUUUAAGCCAUGGGGAAGGACUGCUUCAUAUAUGGAUGUUUGGGAAAAAUGGUAUAUUCCAGAUCCAACAGGCAAAUUCAGCCUAAUCCGAAGAUAUACAGAGAUCUCAAACAUAAAAUGAAAUAGAAUUUAAACUAUAAGCUUUUCUCAGGAAAUCCUGCAAGACAGUAUGUGUGGGAAGUAACAGUUGCUAGGCUUCAUCAAUGCCUAUCUGUAACAACCCAUGGAAAAACCAGAUAGACUAUAAGUAUGUCUCCAUCUGCUUUACCAAGUGUUUUCUUACUAUAAUGCUGAAUGACCAGAAGAAUGGACUUACAUGGUUGAUAUAGCUAGUUCAGCUAGCUUACCAGCUAAUUCGAAACUGCUGCUUGGUUUUAAUUUUGGAACCUAUGGCUGACUGUAAAUAGAACUUUGAUUUUUCAAUACGUA